Molecule: messenger RNA, 1605 nt
Organism: Candidozyma auris
Lineage: Eukaryota; Fungi; Ascomycota; Pichiomycetes; Serinales; Metschnikowiaceae
Gene: RXT3
Product: Rxt3p
Exons: 1
Coding region: 1-1605 (534 amino acids)
Source: RefSeq, a predicted model, not a curated record
AUGUCUAGCUCAGCUACAUCUGCACCCAAAGAAGAAGACAAGUACGGCACCAAAACAGCCGGAGGAGGCAUCAAGCUUCCAUCGAUAGCAUUCUUAUCGAAUCAAAACGAUGGUUUCUCAUUACUGCCAGUAAGGUCACAAGAUCUGCAACACCAACCGAGGCCCGAAAAUCAGGCUCAGCUGGCACGUCCCAGCGAGGCUAACUCUCAAGCGACAACUUCAUCAACUCCCGCAACGUUACCCAAUGCACAACGCUUACCGGUGCAUACUCAUGGAAAGCCACAGAAUGCCCAAAUUGGAACAUUACCACCACCUCCACACGAUCAUAUCCACACUUCCGCCGAAAUUCACCAUAAGCACGUGCAUCCUCAACAUACGCCUAGUCCUCAUCACCACCAUCAUGUACGCAGAGUAAGCAGUGGGCCUCACGCAAUUCAUUCUCAUCAUCCACAUCAUCAUCCUCAACACCAUCACCACCAUCACCACCACCACCACCAUCGCCACUCCUCACCUCCCCGUGGCCCAUACGAUGAUCAUCGGAUAGCUCAUCAUGGUCAACAAGAGCAAGGUGAAACUCUGGAGAACCUGAGCACUCAGGUGAAUGAAAUUCAUAAAAACGGGGAGAAUUUGACGAAUCAAGAAGCCACUGGACGGGAGAUAGCCAAAUCGACAACAACUAGACUAAAAGCUCCAGUCCCCUAUGCGAUCAACAAGGCGCCUCUCAAUGAUCUCUUGAAAUAUUUGUUUCCCACAAGAAAGCAUCUUGGAUCGAUUGUGUACAAUCCAACCACCACUUGGGCCACACUACAGAUCGAACAACUACAUGGAAUUGACAAGAACGAUAAGAUUAGGCUCCUUGAAAUUCAGUCUCGCUUUAUCGAGAGAUUGAAUGACCCAUACCGCCACGAAAAGGUGGAGUACAUUCCAUGCCUCCCGCCUUUCUCGGAGGCUUACAUCAACUGCUUUGUUGAGAUGAAAAUACCGUACAAGUUCAUCAAGGAGUUCUUGGAGGAUUGCGAGUCGGGAAGGAUUCAGCGCAAAAGAGAAUUAUGGGGAGGUGUUGGUGGUAUCUAUACGGACGACUCCGACAUCCUUUCGGUGCUAAAGCAUCUCGGUGUGUUUGAUAACAACGCCGAUCUCACUGAGAUCAACGAGAGCUGGAAGCAGGAGCACAUUGUUAGGCCGCUUAAUAUCCAUAAGGAUGGCGAUGGUGUGGAGCUUCUAGAUCUUUCCGUAACACUUCUAUUGUUGCCAACGUUGAAGCAAUACUAUGGAUUCUUCAAGAACGAUAUUAACUCAAGAUCAUGGCUUGGCGAACAACCGCACAAUGGACUCUCAUUUGGAGUUUGGAACAUCAAGUGGGAAACCUACAACACCUUCUCCGGAGAUAGAUACGUCCGCAAGAGGGCACAGAGGGAAUACGAGACUGAUCGAGAAGCUCAACAGGCAAUUGUAGAAAAUGGCAAAGGAUGGAGAUUUGAUUACAAGUGCUACAAAGAGCUCAAAACCAAGUUCAUGAAACUCGAUGCAGAGAAGAAGACCCUGCCCGAGACAGCUGCGGAGAAAGCAGACACCAAAUCAUUGGGUCAGCAAUCGAAAAGAUAA